CUGAAUCUUUAUUUCCUCUCCCAUGACUUGAGAGAUCUAUUGGCAAAAUCAACAGACAAACAAAUCAUCAGUUUGCGGCCCAUUUAAUGCAGGACCAGACUGGGAAUUACCUCAGCAAGCCCAGCGUCAUGGCCCAACGCGGUAAAACCGGUAAAUAAGUAAAUAACCCUCUACACGUCCGGACACAAUCUUACGCCAGUACGCCACCACCACCGGCGCGCAACCACACUGAUCGCCGGACUGCGAGCAGAAGAAGGAAGCGAUUACCAAUCGCUGGACGGCGUAUGAAAGAAAAAGCUCCGUGCCGCCUGAGAAUCGAGACAGCAGCCUCUCUUUCAGGCGUCUUAUUGAUUCUGUAAUUCUAUUGGCGAAUGGUUAGGGAUUUGAAAGAAUCAGGAGGAGGAGGAGAAGAAGAUGGCGAAGACAGAAUCUCCGACCUUCCGGAUCAAAUCAUUCACAUCAUCCUUAAUCGCCUGAAAUCUCCAGAUGCAGCUUCGAGAACCAGCGUGCUGUCGAGAAGAUGGUUCCAACUGUGGCGAGGUUACCCUUCCUUUGGGUUCCCGCCCUCCAAAUCAAACGAGAGUCGGUUCCGCAGCUUCGUCGAAUCCUGUUUUAGGAAGCUCCCGCCAACAAAGCCAUCGGAUUCUGACCACAUCAGCGGUGGUUGCCGUGCAGGUGUAACGGCAAUUCAGGAUUUCAGUAUCUCACUUCGUGAGGGUGAUUUUGGGAAAGAGUACCUGGACCGGUUGCUCUUGUUUAUCACCAGUAAUGUCAGUGUCUUAUCUCCAGUUCACUUUGAGCUUUGUAUCAGGGACAUCGAAUGGAAUCGCCGCUACAGUUUGCCGGUUUCGAAUUGGAGUGGCAUGAAAUCUGUCAGCCUCAGUGGUUGCUUUCUCACCGAUGUUGUUACUGCUGAUGGUGCUUCUCUGGUCAGCCUUGAGUCGCUCUGUCUUGACAAUGUCACUCUCAGCAAUGAACUUCUCCACAGUUUACUGGGUAAUGCUCCUCGCCUCGUAUCGUUGAGUUUGCAUCGAGUAUUUGGGAUUGAUAAGCUGGAGUUGGUCUCUUGUCCUCUCCUGCAGCGUUUGUUAUUGAGUGAAAUUUAUACCUGUGGAAAGAAAGAUCGGUUUUGGGAAAUGAGGAGGCUAAGGGUUUUGUCUCCAAAUCUCUUGAGCUUGUCGUUGUGUUCAGGGUUGAAGAAGCUUGAUAUUGAUGCUCCUAACUUGGUCAGUCUCUCUUGGACUGUUUAUUCUGGCGACCCAUCUACGAGGGUCAAUGUUAUCAAUUUGGCAUCCGACUGCCGGUGUACAGUUCAUGUGCAGUCAUAUGUGGGAAUCGAACCGCAAUGGUUGAGGCUGUUCCUCUCCACCAACUUCAUUCGGUUCCACCACCUGAACUUGGUUUCCAACUUUAUGUUUCGGCCAUCAAAACAACAGGAGUCGGAGGACUUAACCGACGACGAGUACGCUUUCUUACCUCCAAUGAUCGAUCAAGUGCAAUGUGAGCCCCUUUGGUGGGAUGUCAGUGACAUAGAGAAGGCUGCAACAUUUUUAAAUCGUUUGUUCUGGGUCUGUCGUCCUAAGUUCAUGUCAAUAGCUAAAGGGGAUGUCAGCUUGAUUGCAGAGUGCAUGUGUCGAGAGUAUUUGAAGAUAGAUCGUCCUAAUGAUGUGACUAAUGAUGUGAAUUCUCCUACUUCCUGGAGCCAUGAUCUGAAAGAUAUGAAGAUAGAGAAUGAUACUACUGGUGAAAUGAUGGAAAUCUCCGAAGAUAUGAUUCCUUCCCUUGCGAAGCGAGAGAAAGUUAAGUUCAUGUUGAUAUGGUUUUAGUUUAAGUUUUACUCAAGUUCUGAAAGCUUUCAUAAAUGUCAUUGUGGUGCAAGUUGUUGUUUGGAACAUGUUUGUCGAUAAUAAACUCCAUGGAGCUGGAGAUGCAGCACUUAAAGGGCUGACUCAUCUGGUGUUUUGAUUUUUGUAAGAAGGCUAACUUUUGUGUCUAAAGCAUUUAACUUACAUAUAUGGAUUUGUGACCUCGAAUAUUUAGUUAACCGUUGGAAGACUGAGGC
Molecule: messenger RNA, 2062 nt
Organism: Linum tenue
Lineage: Eukaryota; Viridiplantae; Streptophyta; Magnoliopsida; Malpighiales; Linaceae
Source: the annotation of a GenBank genome assembly